Impatiens glandulifera is the source of this 1005-nucleotide messenger RNA. RefSeq names its product maternal protein pumilio-like. Gene Ontology annotation, cellular component: cytoplasm. Gene Ontology annotation, molecular function: mRNA binding. Gene Ontology annotation, biological process: post-transcriptional regulation of gene expression. NCBI's taxonomy places the organism in Eukaryota, Viridiplantae, Streptophyta, Magnoliopsida, Ericales, Balsaminaceae. The transcript is spliced from 3 exons. Bases 1 to 1005 code for a protein of 334 amino acids. The record is from RefSeq and is a predicted model, not a curated record.
AUGGUUGCCGCGAUUCCUCCAUACAACUUUCACCAUCGUAGUAAUAAUAAUAAUUCUAUUGAUAUGAAUCUACCACGAGAUAUAGCGACGGUUGCUGAAGAUCCAACUCAGUCGCAAAGUUUACAAGAUCUUUUGGAGAUGAGUCCCUUGGCCACAUCACAAAUUAUGAUCGAACGACUUUCUGAUAAUAUCCAUAACCUUAUGAAUCUACCACGAGAUAUAGCGACGGUUGCUGAAGAUCCAACUCAGUCGCAAAGUUUACAAGAUCUUUUGGAGAUGAGUCCCUUGGCCACAUCACAAAUUAUGAUCGAACGACUUUCUGAUAAUAUCCAUAACCUUAUGAAUCUACCACGAGAUAUAGCGACGGUUGCUGAAGAUCCAACUCAGUCGCAAAGUUUACAAGAUCUUUUGGAGAUGAGUCCCUUGGCCACAUCACAAAUUAUGAUCGAACGACUUUCUGAUAAUAUCCAUAACCUUAUGAUUACUCAACAUGGCCAAAGCUUAUUCUUCAAACUGAUUGAAAAUUGCAACCCUAAUCAGCUCAACCAAAUUGUGACCAAUUUGGGUCAGAUGAUCCCUAAUGUUGCCUUAGAGAUAUAUGGAAACUUUGUCAUGCAGACUACGGUACAAUUUCUAGGUAUGGAAGUAGGUGAAUAUGUAUGUGCACGCCUAAAAGGCCAAUACGUUGCAUUAUCGAUUACGAAGAAUGGUAGUCAUUUGGUAGAGAAAUGCAUCAGAUACAAUCCUCGAGGGAUAUUCUAUCUUGUUGAAGAUCUAUUGGAAGAUCCUAAAACACUAAUGAAAGUUGCUCAACAAGAGUUUGGUAACUUCGUUGUCCAAAGUGCACUUGAACUCACUCAGAAUCAACCAGAAAAUGAGGUAGAAGAUCUUCAUAUGCGUCUCUAUGCAACUCUAGAAUAUGAGUUUUCACAAGCCAUAAACAUUACCAAGUACGGGUUAUAUGUGACUAAGUGUAUGAAAAAGAUUACGAGAGUCUUUAUCUAA